This is a messenger RNA of Emericellopsis atlantica, 470 nucleotides long. RefSeq lists its product as uncharacterized. Lineage: Eukaryota; Fungi; Ascomycota; Sordariomycetes; Hypocreales; Bionectriaceae. The transcript has a single exon. The coding region runs from base 153 to 446 and encodes 97 amino acids. The record is from RefSeq and is a predicted model, not a curated record.
CGUUUUGUUGUUGAACUUCAGCUGCGGAAGCCACGAGCCUUGGCACGGCUCAGCCUGGAAUCAGUGGGGAAAGAACGAUCGGAGCAACUCCACAGACGCCAGGCACCAGCGCGCGUUGGCAGGGGUUGUGCAGGUCCCUCCGCAACACGUCGAUGACACGGAUUCACAUGACUUUUUCUUUCCAGAGCUUUCUAUCUGUACUGGGAGCAGGCAACAGCCUCUCCGAUAGUGGCAUCAGACGUUUGUUGACUCCAGUCGAUUCUUCAAGUGGCUGCAUGUGGGCCGCGCACUUCAAACCCCUGUUGUGUACUAACGUAGGACCGCCGAUUGCGGCCCUCGAGACCUUGAGACUUGACAGUACUAACGUAAGUCAUAUAGAAAUCGCGUCACCAGUUGACAAGUAUCCGUACUUGUAUAUUAUUAAGUGCACUGUACCCGGUACUUAAUAGGUGCCCGAAUCUAUGUCCAGC